Pistacia vera is the source of this 1992-nucleotide messenger RNA. RefSeq names its product putative pentatricopeptide repeat-containing protein At1g12700, mitochondrial. Bases 9 to 1649 code for a protein of 546 amino acids. The record is from RefSeq and is a predicted model, not a curated record. NCBI's taxonomy places the organism in Eukaryota, Viridiplantae, Streptophyta, Magnoliopsida, Sapindales, Anacardiaceae. Gene Ontology annotation, molecular function: protein binding. The transcript is spliced from 2 exons.
CUACUGAAAUGGUGCUCAAAAGCUUGAUUCGUCGUUUUUCUUCUUCUCCUUCUUCAUUCACAAAACCAGGUCAAGUGACUACAACCAUACCACAAGAUUUAGUACUUAAAGUAACCCAGCUUGAGAAAUUCCUCCAAAAUGAUUGUAAAGAAGGUAAUGUCACUCUUGAUGAAGCACGAUAUUUCUUUGAAUACAUGAUUCAUUUGCAACCAAAACCACCAAUUUCAUCAUUCAACCAGUUGUUUGGAGCACUGGCUAAGAAAAAGUUUUAUGAAGAUGUUAUUUUGCUUUACAAGCGAGUGGGUUCGAUGGGGUUGUUGCCAGAUCUUUAUACUUUGAAUAUUUUGAUCAAUUGCUUUUGUAAUGUGGGUCGAGUUUGUGAUGGUUUUGUUGUUUUGGGGAGGAUUUUGAGGCGGGGUUUUAACCCAGAUGCUGUGACUUUUAAUUCUUUGAUUAAAGGUUUGUGUUUAGAGAAUAGGGGUACGGAGGCUAUGGAGUUUCUGAAGAAAACGGUUGUGUUUGGGGUUAGGCCUAACGUGAUUACAUAUGGGACCUUGAUUAACGGGUUGUGUAGAACGGGUAAUACCAGCAUUGCAUUUAGGAUACACGAAGAGAUGAUGGAUCAAGGUUUUCAGCCUAAUGUGGUGACGUUUAGUACAAUGAUAAAUGGGCUUUGCAAGGAGGGGAAGAUGGAGGAACAGAGAGGUUUGCAGCCUGAUGUGGUGACGUUUACUACAAUGAUAAGUGGACUUUGCAAGGAGGGGAAGAUGGAGGAGGCUAAUGGAUUGUUAGAAUUGAUGAUUCAAAGAGGUUUGCAGCCUGAUGUGGUGACGUUUACUACAAUGAUAAGUGGGCUUUUCAAGGAGGGAAAGAUAGAAGAAGCUAAUGGGUAUUUGGGAUUAAUGAUUCAAAGGGGUUUGCAACCAGACAUAGUUACUUAUAACACUUUGAUUGAUGGUUAUUGUUUGCUGCAUAGAUCUAAUGAUGCCAAGGAGCUGCUAAUCUCUAUGGAGAAUAAGGGUUGUAAGCCUGAUGGUUUUGUUGUUUUUGGGAGGAUUUUGAGGCUGGGUUUAAGACCAGAUGUUGUGACUUUUAUUUCUUUGAUUAAAGGUUUGUGUUUAGACAAUAGGAGUUUGGAGGCUACGGAGUUUUUCAAGAAAAUGGCUGUGUUUGGGGUUAGGCCUAACGUGAUUACGUUUGAGAUUUUGAUUAACGGGUUGUGUCGGUCUGGGAACACGAGUGUUGCACUUAGAUUGCAUGAAGAAAUGGUUGUUGGUAAUGGUGAAGGGGAUGUUAUUUGUAAACCAGCUAUUGUUUCUUAUGGUAGUAUUAUCGACGGUCUUUGUAAAGAUGGGUUGGUAGAUAAGGCAAAAAAAUUGUUUUUGGAAAUGAAGGGUAAGGGAAUUAAGCCAGAUGUGGUUGUUUAUACCUCUCUAAUUUAUGGUUCGUGUUUUCUGAGAAAUUUGGAGGAGGCUAAAGGCUUGUUUGUUGAGAUGGCGGAUCAAGGUUUGCACCCUAACUUACUGAUGUAUAAUACAAUGAUAAGUGGGUUUUGCAAGGAGGGGAAGAUAGAGGAGGCUAAUUGGUUGUUGGAAUUGAUGAUCCAAAGAGGUUUGGAAAUUAGAGAAUGCUAUGAGUCUUUACAAUGAAAUGAUUAGAAAGGGAAUUCAACAAACAGUCUUUUUCUAUCAAAUAAAGUUGGAGAUGCACUGAAUCUAUUUGAUGAGAUGAAAGUUUAUAAUGUAGCACCUGAUUCGGUUACAUAUAAUAAUUUGGUAGACGGGCUAUGCAGGAAUGGCUAUGUUCAGGAGGCAGCUAAAUUGUUUUGUACUUUCAAAUAAAAUGAAGGUUUAAUAUUUGUAUUUAAAUCUUUGACAGCCUCAUUUAUGGUUAUGGGUUGUGUAAAAAAUAAAAAUGGAAGGAUUGAAAGUUUAAUAUUUGCACUUGACUAUGAAAACUAUGUUGUAUGUGGGCAUGCUGGAAUCAUUUGUU